This is a messenger RNA of Paramecium pentaurelia, 1299 nucleotides long. Lineage: Eukaryota; Ciliophora; Oligohymenophorea; Peniculida; Parameciidae. The record is from the annotation of a GenBank genome assembly.
AUGAAUGAAAGAGAAUUUCGUAUGUCUCUUGGGGCAUUCUCUUCUAAUCCUACUUCUGCACCAUAGAAUGCAUAUGCUACAGCACUCAAAGCAUUAUAAGAGAAAUUAAAGGGAGUUGAAGGAUUAAAGAAAUCUAUAGAAAAUCCUUCUGAUAAUUAAAUAGAUUAACUGAAGAAGCAAAUAAAUGAUCUUUAAAACGAAAAUGAAAGAUUAUAAUAUUUAUUAAUGAAAACAAAUCAAGAAAGUUAGAUGAAUUUUAUUUCAUCACAAUAAUGUGAAGUUCCAUAAAUUGAAAGAUUACAACAUUUCAAAGAUUAUUAAGAUAGAUUAAGUGAUAUGAUAAGAAAAUAUGAAGAAUUAAAACAUGAAAAAUAAGAAAUUCAAAUAGCAAAUGAAAAUUUAUAAAGAUAAUUAUCAGUUUAUAAAUCAAAUGAAAAAGGGUAAAUACAUAAAAAUAAACAUAAAAAAAUUGAAAAUAAUACUAAUAUUUAAGAUUUUAAAACAAAAUUAGAUAUAAAAGAUUAAUAACUUAAAAUAUAAGAAAAGAAAUUAGAAUUCUUAGAAAUAGAAAAAGAAUAGAUUCUUUAAGAAUAUACUAAUUAUAAAACCAAAUAUCCUCCAAUGAAAUAGCAUGAUUUUGAAAAAUAAAUUCAUUAACUGAAAAUAUUAUUGGAAGAAAAAGAUAAAUAAUACACUAAAAAUAUUGAUGAUAUAGAAAGAAAUAAAAAUGUAAGAGAGGAACAAAUGAGUAGAAGAAUCUAAGAUUUAAUUGGAAAAUGUAAUGAAUAUCAAUAAAUUAUUGAACAAUUAACAUAAGAUUAUAAAGAUUUAAGUCUUAAAUAUUAAUAAGUGAAAAUUAAAUUAGAUUAUUAAGAAAGAUAACAUAGGUAUAUUAAUAGAAAGUACAGUUAAGGUGAACUUAAAUAAGAUUAUAAAGAACACAAAAAUGUAAAUAGAAUAGAUAUAUCUCCUCCAUUAACUAGUUCAAGACUAGAAUAAAGUUAAUUGAAAUAAGCUAUAAGGGAAUGUUUAGAAGAUAUGAUGAGUACUCAAAAUUAUAAUUGUUGUAGUCCUGAUAGAAGAUCUGAAAAUAGGAAAUAAUAAUAAAUAUUAUCUCCAAUGUCAACUUCCAGGUAAUAUGAAAUUGAAAUUUAACUCAAAGAACUUAAUGAAAAAUAUGAGAAUUUAAUGAAUUAAGCUUAAAAAGAAAAUGAUUUAAAUAAUAAAGCUGUUAUCAGGAAGUAAUUAAUUGAAAUUGCAGGAUAAAUUAAAGAAACUACUAAAUUUGAAAAAACAUGA